Messenger RNA from Sparassis crispa, 1224 nucleotides. RefSeq lists its product as hypothetical. Bases 1 to 1224 code for a protein of 407 amino acids. The record is from RefSeq and is a predicted model, not a curated record. Lineage: Eukaryota; Fungi; Basidiomycota; Agaricomycetes; Polyporales; Sparassidaceae. The transcript has 2 exons.
AUGACCCAGAUUCUGCACGUUCCGAGUAGUGACCACCGCUGGUCCGAGAUGGUACCACCCCAUACGGCCCUCACGUUUGCGGCAGUUUGGGACCCGUUGGAAGGGAUGAUCACCUUCUCUGGAGCGCAUCUGCUUGAUUCCGCCAGCGCGACCGGUCCAAACGCAGUCGCUUCUGAGGCACCGCGGGACGCCUUCGACAGCCAGUCGCAGGUCCUCACUAUUGACGCCCUUGCACAGGCGCUAGCAAGUACCGCGCCAAGCACUGCGUUUAUGCUGGACAAUUACUACUCAGAUGGGUACGACACGCAAACGAUUGACUACUCGUCGGUGGUCCCCCAUUGGGUAUCAUAUCCACCUGGCACGAAACUCUCUCCGCCAAGCCCCGCAUUCGCUUCCUCGAUCGCGCUCGGCGUCUCUCCGCCUUCACUCUUACAGGGCAAUGAAUCGGAUUACCGAGUGCUCCUGAGGACAUGCAUUGAGCACGCUCGCCUGGCGCAUUCGCGCCGCCAGCGCUCAGAAUAUCCACGUCUCAAAACGCCCGAGAUUUGCAUCGAGACUGCCACCGUUACGGACAGGGGGGACCCUGUCGUCGAUGAAGGCUUCUGCGAGUCAGUGAGGUUGACUAGUAGAGGAUCGUUUGGUACUGCCCCGGUUCUCGUAGAUCUGAAUUUGAAAUCGGCCUUUUCCGUCACGACUACUUCCACGACGAACUACGUUGAAGUCGAUUUCCCGCCGGACACAGAAAGCGCCUUGGCAUGCGCAGGCGGCGCGGCUCCACAUGACGCGGAAGUGCGAUCAUCGUCGUCCUGGACGGCGCUGAACGGCCUGGAACGCUUCUGCUUCACUGCGCCUUUCGAACAGCAGCGCCGACGCCUCAAGAAACACCGUAGCGACGGUCGCAGGUCUCCGUUGGUGUCCAUGCACAGCCGAAGUUCCUCCUCGAGCUCAAGCUCGAACUCUGCGCCUGCAAGCCCUGCGGAGGUGCUCGCGCGCGAACACUAUAACCACGUCUCUCCCUCGUCCCCGCCGUGUUCCCCGGCUACCCACUCGCCUCCGCUUCCGCUUCCGUUGCUAAACCGCAGGAAGCCCAAGGCGAACAAGGCGGAGGGUUGUUGCCCCAAGACGCGGUUGUUUGACCGGCUAGGGCGGGUGAUGCGGCACGACGACGAAGAAGGCUGGGUGUGCGUCGACGUCACGCAGAUAGUAACACAGCGGUUGAUAUAA